UUUCUAGGGAAUGCAGGGUGAUUGCCGCCGCGCGGGAGCGUCGGCGGGCGCCGGCUGGUGCUGCGGGCAAAGAUUUCCCCGGAAGACGAUGGAUGGAGGCGCCGAGAGGUCGAAUUACGGGCGAAUGGAGUGAGAAAUUCGGGUAUGUGACUCAGAGGCGAAUCUUUGACAAGCGCCUUGUCGACGUUUGAGUUCUUUGCCCACGCAAUGGCGGUCUCGAGUGAAUCUGUGAUGAAUGAGCUCCAGCAAGUCCAGCUACGGGCGCAGAUUUUGGUGUUCGGUCGCCUCCUGCAAGGAACUGUUCCAGAGGAACCAUUGAUGGUCGGAGCUUUUUCAGAUACAUCAACGGGAUUGGAACAAGAUUCGUGGAACGAGGGACGACAUAUAUGGGAGAAGGCUUGGCAUACUGCCUCGAUAAAAGCUCGGGAGGAAACUGCGGCUCAAGAUGGUGAUGCUGCCACAGAUCCUGAUGCGGAAGGCAAUGCUCAAAGCACCACGCCCCGGCUUGUGGAGAGCAUGCCGACAGCCACGCGAUCCUCACUUACGGCAUUGCACCCGGCAGCAUUCCAGACUGAGGAAGAAGAUGGUUUACAAGGUGCAAGGAAAAGGAAAAAGUCGAGGCUGUCUGAUUCUCACCAAGACGACGAUGCAGAGGAACUGGAUAUUGGUCAAGUCAGACAGGAACUCGAGAAUGCGCAGUCCAUGGUGACAUCGAUUUUAGAACACAGAAAGACACUUCGUCCGCUCUUUCAAAAGCAGGAUGACGGUCAGGGUCUACUGGCUUCUGUCACUGUUGCCUUCGAAGCAGCAGUGUCGGCUGCCAAGGCAGCUGCUGCGGCCGCGGCUCUGGCCUAUGAAGCCGCAUCCCAGGCUGCAACUGGUCAUCCAGCAGGGGACAGAUACCAGCAGCAACCGGACUCUAACCCGUUGGACUACGAAGAAAUUUCGUGUGUGGUUUUGAAGGCCGUUUCACAAGCCCAGAUUGCUCUCGCAAUCGGCAGUUCGGAAUUUCGGACAAUGAACCGGCAGAAUCAACUAGCUACUCAGGUGGAUUCAUCUAUGCUGACCGAAGGGGUGAAUGUAGAGGUCAAGUCAGGUCAUCCUGAAGGAUGGCUGACUGCUAAGAUUAUAACUGUUAAAGACGGAAUGGUACUCGUUGCGUACCACGAGCUUGUAGAUGAUAGUAAGAAUCAUGUUACGGAAUGGCUACACAUUGAGCCUAGCCGCUCGACAUCUUUUGAACAUCCGAGACUCCGGUGUCCAUAUCCUACUUUCGAUCUGAAUGAGACUCAUGACGAGGCACCUAAAGUUUGGACUGCUGGGGAUCGCAUAGAUGUUCGAGAUGGGCAUGCUUGGAGAGAAGGGCUUGUUGUUUGGGCUGGCGACGACGAAUUGAUCGUCUUCUAUUCAAGUGAAGGUGCCCUGGACAGUGUGAAGUCCUGCGAUGUAAGGCCUUCGUUACUGUGGCAAGGGAACAGGUGGAUCCUGCGGAAAGAUCAAAUGGAAAAGGAAGCAGCAAGUCCCGGGCCUGACCUUGAAAACAAUGCAGACAAUGGUGAAACCGGCCCAUCACCCAACCACAAAAUGAGGAAACUCAUAGACGUUAUUCUUGAGGAAAGUGAAGCUCAAAGAAAGAGGGAAGAGAACCGCAAGGCAAAGAGGCAAAAGAGAAACGCCGAUACCAAGAACCAUAGCAAAGUCACUAGUAAGGUGAACAAGGCGAAGAGACUAAUUGAGAAGGCUAGCAAACCCAACCUGCAAGUAUCGGCCUCCCGUCUAACCAGGCAGUUUGUGGGCAAGCUCUCCCCGGCAUCAGCUUCAGGUAAUUCCUCCGAGGUGGUAAUUACUAAAAGACAUCAAAUCCUGAGACAGCUAGUAAAGCUCAAAGCGUCUCCAAGGAAAAGCUUGGCGAAGCAGCAGCAGGCAGCAAGCAAAGGCGAGCGGCCCCAACGGGUCAUACAACCAACGGCCAAGGUUGUUGAUUUUUUCGGUUCCAGAUCUUACUGAUUACGUGCACAGGGACUUGCAAGUUUUGAUAUGUUCUAAUUCUUUUUUAUACA
Messenger RNA from Selaginella moellendorffii, 2060 nucleotides. RefSeq lists its product as uncharacterized. The record is from RefSeq and is a predicted model, not a curated record. NCBI's taxonomy places the organism in Eukaryota, Viridiplantae, Streptophyta, Lycopodiopsida, Selaginellales, Selaginellaceae. The transcript is spliced from 8 exons. The coding region runs from base 208 to 2007 and encodes 599 amino acids.